This is a messenger RNA of Panicum hallii, 1106 nucleotides long. RefSeq names its product dof zinc finger protein DOF3.4-like. The record is from RefSeq and is a predicted model, not a curated record. The coding region runs from base 1 to 972 and encodes 323 amino acids. NCBI's taxonomy places the organism in Eukaryota, Viridiplantae, Streptophyta, Magnoliopsida, Poales, Poaceae. Gene Ontology annotation, biological process: regulation of DNA-templated transcription. Gene Ontology annotation, molecular function: DNA binding; DNA-binding transcription factor activity. The transcript has a single exon.
AUGUUGUCUUCGCACCACGAGGCCAUGCUGCCGUACGCGCCGCGGCCGCCGUCGCUGCUGGUGGACCGGCGGUACAAGCAGGGCGGCGAGGCGGCGCCCAACUGCCCGCGCUGCGACUCGCCCAACACCAAGUUCUGCUACUACAACAACUACAGCCUCAGCCAGCCGCGCUACUUCUGCAAGGGCUGCCGCCGGUACUGGACCAAGGGAGGCUCCCUCCGGAACGUGCCCGUCGGCGGCGGCUGCCGGAAGAACCGCCGGGGCAAGUCUUCCGUGCGGUCGGCUGCCGAGUCCAUCGCGAGCGGCCGCGACGCGGCGUUCGGGCACCGGUUCCCGGGCCCCGUCCGGCCCGACCUGGUCCUGGAAAGCAUGGUGGGCAACCCGGCGAUCCCCGGCCAGGCGAUCCCCGACGUGCCCGCCGCGGCCGAUGGCUCCACCAUUGACCUCGCAAUGCUGUACGCCAAGUUUCUCAGCAACCCAGCGGCCGAGGCAGGCGUCGGUGCCGUGACGCCGGAGUCGGGAGGGCAGGUCGACGAGGCAUUCGACACGUUCAGCGCGUCCAGCGACCUGAGCCCAGGCGGCGUUCUCGCGCCGGCGCAGUUCGAUCCAUGCCACGACGGGUUCGGUGAGUGGUCCGGGCCAGUGAGCAGCACUGACCCCACGAGUACGGCUAGUACUACCACCACAACCACCAUGCUGUGCAGUGACGUGAGCGUGCAAGCUGCGCUCGGCGAGCUCAACUUCGCCAUGGAUCAGAGCUGCUUCGACUCGCUAGGGUUGCCCACGGACGUCGGCAACCUCUCGUCGUGGUGUUCGAUCGUGCCAAGCUUGUCGACGUUGGAGGACACCAAGUACGACUCCUUGGAUUCGUUCCCCGACGACGCCCUGAGCCUCCAUGAAGGCAUGAUUUGCGGGCCUGAUCAUGAUUGGAGCGUGGAUUGCCAAGGAUUGGAGGCUCUAUACAUGCCGUAACUACACGAUCGAUCAACUUCUUCUUUUGCUAAUUUGAUGUUGCGAUUGGUUUGUUACAUUUUCCCCCUUUUUCUUUCAUUCAAUUUGGUUUGGAAGAAUUAUAUUUAUAUAUAGAGAUAUAUGUAUGUUUUGAA